Molecule: messenger RNA, 1842 nt
Organism: Gopherus evgoodei (Goodes thornscrub tortoise)
Lineage: Eukaryota; Metazoa; Chordata; Testudines; Testudinidae
Gene: XKR6
Product: XK related 6
Exons: 3
Coding region: 1-1842 (613 amino acids)
Biological process (GO): apoptotic process involved in development; phosphatidylserine exposure on apoptotic cell surface; engulfment of apoptotic cell
Cellular component (GO): plasma membrane
Source: RefSeq, a predicted model, not a curated record
AUGGCGGCCAAGUCGGACGGCGGGGGCGCGGGGGUCGGCUUCGCCCAGCUGCACAACCUGGACGAGGCGGCGGCGGCGGCCGCGGCGGGGGGCGCCGGCGGCGGCGGCGGCGACGGGGCGGACGAGCAGGGCGGCAGCAGCUCCCUGCACAUCUGCCACUGCUGCAACACCUCGUCGUGCUACUGGGGCUGCCGGAGCGCCUGCCUGCGGAGCCUGCUGGGGCGGGCGGGGGCCGGGCCGGGGGCGGCGGGGCACGGACCCGCUGGCCCCGGGCUCCUCCUCCGAGGGGCCGCCGCACCCCCGGGGGGGCCCGGCGGCGGCGAGCGGCCGUGGCUGGACUGCCUGUGGAUCGUGCUGGCGCUGCUGGUGCUGCUGGGCGACGUGGGCACGGACCUGUGGCUGGCGCUGCAUCACUACGGGCGGCGGGACUACGUGUGGUGCGGCCUGACCCUGGCCUUCGUGCUGCUGCCCUCCGUGCUGGUGCAGAUCCUCAGCUUCCGCUGGUUCGUGCAGGACUACACGGGCGGCGGGCUGGGCGCCGUGCAGGGCCUCAGCAGCCGCGGGCCGCCCAUGAUGGGCGCCGUGGGCACCGCCACCCCGGGGGCCCAGCGCCUCUGCAGGCUCUCCGUCUGGAUCUGGCAGGCCGUCAUCCACCUGCUGCAGAUGGGACAGGUCUGGAGGUAUAUCCGAACCAUGUACCUGGGGAUCCAGAGCCAGAGGCGGAAGGAACACCAGCGGCGCUUCUACUGGGCUAUGAUGUACGAGUAUGCAGACGUAAACAUGCUGCGCCUCCUGGAGACUUUCCUGGAGAGCGCUCCCCAACUGGUGCUACAGCUCUGCAUAAUGAUCCAAAAGAACCGUGCAGAAACAUUACCAUGUGUGUCCUCUGUGGCGUCCCUGAUGUCCCUGGCUUGGGUGCUAGCCUCCUAUCACAAGCUUCUUCGGGACUCUAGGGAUGACAAGAAGAGUAUGAGCUACAGAGGGGCCCUCAUGCAUCUCUUCUGGCGCCUCUUCACCAUCUCAUCCAGAGUUAUCUCUUUUGCCCUCUUUGCUUCCAUCUUCCAGCUCUACUUUGGGAUCUUUGUAGUGGUCCACUGGUGUGCCAUGGCUUUCUGGAUCAUCCAUGGUGGGACUGACUUCUGCAUGUCUAAGUGGGAGGAGAUCCUCUUCAACAUGGUGGUAGGGAUUGUGUACAUUUUCUGCUGGUUUAAUGUCAAGGAAGGGCGGACUCGAUACAGAAUGUUUGCAUAUUACACUGUAGUCUUGACAGAGAAUGCUGCCUUGACACUCCUUUGGUAUUUUUACAGAGAUCCUACAACUACUGACUCAUAUGCCGUGCCAGCACUGUGUUGUGUCUUUCUUAGCUUUGCUACUGGAAUAGCUUUGAUGCUCUUCUAUUAUGGUGUGCUGCAUCCCAUGGGGCCGAGAGUUAAGAUUUUUGCCAGCUCCUGUUGCGCCGAGCUGCUCUGGGGCAUUCCUUUGCCUCCUGAUGUUGAGCCCAUGGCACCCGAAACCCCUGGGUACCGGGGGGCCCAGGCUACGCCUACCAGAGCGGUCACGGAGCAACAGGAGGAACUCACAGCUGACACUUGCUUGCCAGUUUUCCAGGUGAGAGCAAUGGUGCCAUCUACUCCAUCUGGGCGAGCCUACUACCCAGAAGGCCCUCUCAUUAAGAUUGACAUCCCAAGAAAGAGAUACCCUGCAUGGGAUGCCCAUUUUGUAGACAGGCGGUUAAGAAGAACUAUCAACAUUCUCCAGUAUGUCACCCCCACAGCUGUAGGUAUUAGGUAUAGAGACGGACCUCUCUUGUAUGAGUUGCUACAAUAUGAGUCUUCACUUUAA